AACUCUGGAGAUGGACGUUUACUGUCAUUCAGUGUGUGUCGGGGGAAGUCUUGUCAGCGGAACUGUGUCUUCGGGAAGAUGGAACCAUUACAUCGUUUUGUUUACGAGGAACAGACGAGUGCUUGAUAAACCGGUGUUUGGUGGAAGGUGUGAUGAAUUGUGAAUGAAAGAGAGAGGGAGGGAGAGAAGAGGAAGUUCAGAAGAUUAAACAGGUUUUAUUUGGUAUAUGAAUGAGAAAAGUUUACAGAAAAGGUGGUAUUUAUACAAGAGAUCCAUCCACAGUCGCAGAGGAGGCAGCUUUGUCAACAGAGUCGACACAAUGGGAUUCCUGACUGUUGACAAGAUGGCCGAGGCCACAGCAUGUAUUCCGGCCAGGGUGGUCCUGACCUUAAUGACCUUUUUCGGGUGCAUCAACCUCUACAUGGUACGGGUCAACCUGUCCGUGUGCAUUGUUGCCAUGGUGCGGUCGACUACCAAUUACUCGCGGAUGGGGGAAGACACGAACCCUGAAUGUGAUUUCAAUAGCUCCGGGUUGAUGGCCAACAAAAGUAUGCUGACAAUGAAUAGCAGUAAGGAGGCUGUUUCAAUACCCAGCAACGAACCAGACAUACUGGCUGCCCCACAUGAAAUGGGAGACCAGGUGGACUGGGAUGAAGCAACGCAGGGCAUGAUUCUUGGCAGUUUCUUCUACGGGUACACUCUGACACAGAUCAUAGGUGGGCGCUUGGCUGAAAAAUUCGGCACAAAGAUCAUCUUUGGGAUUUGCAUUCUCUCCGGGGGAAUUUCGGCCGUGCUGACACCAAUGGCUGCAAGAGCCCAUUUUGGACUGGUCAUGGCUUUGAGACUUCUCCAGGGAAUCAUGCAAGGCAUGGCCUGGCCAUCUCUCCACGUGUUGAUCGUAAGAUGGAUUCCGCCACUGGAACGUGGGAAAUUCAUCGCUUUUGUUUACAAUGCAUCGGCCAUCGGCACAACGGUGACCCUGCCGCUCUGCGGCGCCAUCAUAGAUGCCUUCGGGUGGCCAGCCGCCUUCUACCUGUCAGGAUUCUUGUCCUUCUCCUGGCUCCUGUGGUGGGUCUUCUUCAUGUUCGACUUUCCGUCCAAGCAUCCCAGGAUCAGCCCAGAGGAGAGGGAAUUCGUGGAGACCUCCAACCGCGAUUCGGGGACUUCAGACGCCCUCCCUCCGUCGGUGCCCUUCCGGAGGAUAGCGACCAGCAUGCCCGUGUGGGCCAACAUCGUCUGCGACAUAGGGAACUCCUUUGGCUUCUCCCUCUGCAUAACCCACAUCCCAACCUACAUGCAGAACAUCUUGGGCUUCUCAAUCAAGGAGAACGGGGCGCUGUCUUCAGCACCGUUCAUGAGCAGAUACCUAGGAGGGAUUCUGGCCAGUUCUCUGUCAGACUGGAUGCUCAAGAGAGGACUCAUCUCUGUCAUCAGUAACCGCAGGGUUUUCAGUGCAAUUGCGAUGUUCGGCCCUGCCCUGAUGGUGAUCGGAGUGGCCCACUCCGGCUGUAAUGCCACUUCAGCCGUUGUUCUUCUGUGCUUGACGAUGUUCUUCAACGGUGCCAUUUCGACCAGUCUCUUCAUUAACCACUGUGACAUCGCCCCGAAUUUCUCUGGUACUUUAAUGGGAGUUACAAACACAGGUGCCAGUAUCAUGGCUUCCUUUGCCCCGACUAUUGCUGGUAUCUUCACUAAUAACCAGCAAACGAUAUCUCAGUGGCAAAAGCUCUUCUGGCUUUGCGUCCCAAUAUACGUUCUGCCCGAGAUCUUCUUCUUGAUCUUCGUGUCAGGUUCGGUUCAGGACUGGAACUACGCCAAUGUGUCUCAGUCUGAGACUGAAAUCAAUGUCAGUGACACUCGCGUGGAUGACAAAGGCCUGGACAAUGUUCAGAUGGAUGAGAAAAGGAUAAUGAAUGUUCAGAGGGGAGAAGAAGGCCUGGACAAUGUUCAGAUGGAUAAGAAUAGUAUAAUGAAUGUUCAGAGGGAUGACAAAGGCCUGGAAAAUGUUCAGAUGAAUGGGAAAAGUAUAAUGAAUGUUCAGAGGGAUGACAAAGACCUGGAAAAUGUUCAGAUGGAUGAGAUAAGUGUUAAUAAUGUUCAGAUAGAUGAGCAAAGUCUGAACAAUGUUCAAACGGAUGAUGACAUGGUGUCAGGCUGUAACGGCCAGAGGGAUGAACUGUUUUAUAGAAAUGUAAUUUACAUUUACUUAAUUUUUUAAAACUAAUAAUAAAGACUAAAGAAAGA
This is a messenger RNA of Macrobrachium nipponense, 2244 nucleotides long. RefSeq names its product sialin-like. The record is from RefSeq and is a predicted model, not a curated record. The transcript has 14 exons. Gene Ontology annotation, molecular function: transmembrane transporter activity. Bases 227 to 2218 code for a protein of 663 amino acids. Gene Ontology annotation, cellular component: plasma membrane. Gene Ontology annotation, biological process: monoatomic anion transport; transmembrane transport. Lineage: Eukaryota; Metazoa; Arthropoda; Malacostraca; Decapoda; Palaemonidae.